Messenger RNA from Clonostachys rhizophaga, 1854 nucleotides. The record is from the annotation of a GenBank genome assembly. Lineage: Eukaryota; Fungi; Ascomycota; Sordariomycetes; Hypocreales; Bionectriaceae.
AUGCUCGAGUGUAUCUCUGCACCCUCCCAAAUACCCACGAUUCAUCUUCCCUUCGACCAUCGGUGCGGUGCCUGUGGGAGGGCGUUCGAAUAUGAAAGCAGCGUGACCGCUGUGGCCAGAGACAACACUACUUUCACGACAUAUAGGAUAAUAGGAACUUUUGCCCCAUAUUAUGCGCCAAAGGCCAGCGUACGAGAGUACGAAUCUUAUUACCCCUGUGAGGCCGAUGGCUGCGCACUCUGUGAAGAUGCUCCCGAGGCAAUAGCAUGCCACAACGAGUGCAUGAAUAUUGUUUACGAUAAAGGAGCACCUCAAGAUUGUUUGUUGAAGUUAUGGACCGCAGGUACUUGGAGAAAUCCUUGUUAUCGCUCCCCGCCGUUGCUCUUGCCCCCAUCAGAUAACCCUACCUCCCGUAUAGAAGCGGCUACUCGUGUGUUCCCUUCUCUUGCAAGGCUUCCCCACAAUGUGCAGCACAUGAUUCUCGAACAAUGCGACGACGACGACUAUCUUUGGCGCUACGCGGCCGUCUACGAGCUUGCACGCCGGGUGAACUGGGACUAUUUCUGUGCUGGGACCCUUUCCCUUGAUGGAAUACACACCUGGUCUCGACGCCAGGUGCCAAAAUUGCCGCAGACCCUGAAUGAUCGCCAGCCAUGGUAUGCAAAUAGCAUCAUCCCAGAUCUACCAAUAGCAACGGCCAUCAACGAGGGAUACAUUCUGCUUGUCAUUGAUUCUCAAGGGCUCAGGGACAUCCUCCGACCUCCUGAACUGGUUGACAGUCCCUACUACCGCUCAGAAGGACUGCGUUUCAUCAGUGGGCCUGCUGAGAGCUUCUCCGGGUUUUCUGUCGACUUCAAGUAUGGUCUAGCUCGUUUGAUCGUUCCGCCUGGACGAAAGGUCCAGAUCUGGGGAACCCAAGUUCCUCCAAACAACCAAAUGAUCAUUGAUUCCGAGGGACCAUCACUGGGCCUCGAACUGCACACAGGCUUCUUCUCAGCAAGCCAUUUCGUAUCAAUCGACUUAAAGAAAUGCAUUGGGCUUACGGUUUUCAGUUCUCCCCAUGGUGUGCUUGGUGUGCAUGGGCACACAGGUGAGAGUCCCCUUGCUAUAACGACCUUUGAGCGCCUGCGGCCUCUCCAGCUCAGGCAGUCGGCCAUUUGGUUUUAUGUUCCUCUCCGACCGGGUGACGAGGUCCUUUCGCUAGGCCUUCGGUUUCAAUACAGCCAGGGAAGGCGCAGGCUCCCCAGCUUUAUUAUCCGUUUGCAAUCGGGACGAUAUACCAUCGGGCCAUGGUAUAACGCAAAAAAUGGACCAGCGGAAGACCACACGUUCCAGGUCAGAGGGAGGCCUACUCUUCUCUACGAAGCACCAGCACGAUAUUCGCUUUCUGGACUUGCCGUACUGCCUCAGACACCAGUCUGCAAGGAAGUCCAGAAGCUCGACGCAAGGAUGCCUCAGCUCUGGAAUCCCCAUUCCCAUUUUUCCUCGGCUCGAUUGGAAAAUGUAUCCCGAGUCUUGGUAUUUUCCGAUGGAGCCCCCGGAUUCUGCAGAGGGAUGGUCUUCACAUAUAAAGACUUGACGACCAGAUUUGUGGGUGAAUGUCGUUGGGGUCGGCAGUCAUUCAUGGUCUAUCAGAGCCCAUCAAGGCUAUUUUAUUAUCAGGGAGGAUUUCGUGCUCAUAAUGCGCCGUGGUCUGCUCCACGGGUGGAAGUGACGGACGUGUUUUUUGAAUCCAAGAAUUUCGUUACACCCGCUUCUUGUCACGGGGAGGGUUGGCGUUCUUGUGAGCUGAGGGGGAACCUUCACUUUUGGUUCAACGCCCGUGAGUCUCAUCUGACCGUUCAUCAAGAGUGA